Molecule: messenger RNA, 1664 nt
Organism: Apaloderma vittatum (bar-tailed trogon)
Lineage: Eukaryota; Metazoa; Chordata; Aves; Trogoniformes; Trogonidae
Product: BCL-6 corepressor-like
Exons: 5
Coding region: 278-835 (185 amino acids)
Biological process (GO): negative regulation of transcription by RNA polymerase II
Cellular component (GO): nucleus
Molecular function (GO): transcription corepressor activity
Source: RefSeq, a predicted model, not a curated record
AGGAAGUGGUUCUGUAUUGUUUGGAAAACAAGGUGUGUGACGUGAAUCAUCGUACAACGCGGGUUACUGUGCCCUGCACGAGGCCUGUGCCAGGGGCUGGCUGAGCAUCGUGCGGCAUCUCCUCGAGUACGGGGCUGACGUCAACUGCAGCGCUCAGGAUGGAACCAGACCAAUCCAUGACGCGGUUGAAAACGACCACUUGGAAAUUGUCCGCCUGUUGCUAUCUUACGGUGCUGAUCCGACGCUGGCGACCUACUCUGGGAGGACCAUCGUGAAAAUGACCCACAGCGAGCUCAUGGAGACCUUCCUCACAGAGUAUUUAACUGACCUGCAAGGUCGAAGUGUUGAUGACCCUGGUUUGUACUGGGAUUUCUAUGGCAGCUCUGUGUGCGAUCCAAAAGAUGAAUCUGGAUUUGACAUCUUGGCGAAUCCUCCUGGGCCAGGUGAUGAAGAUGAAGAUGGCUUUAGCGACGUGUUUGAAUUUGAAUUUUCGGACGAGCCUCCCUUGCCGUGUUACAACAUCCAAGUGUGUCUCUCUCAGGGACCUCGAAACUGGCUUUUGCUCUCGGACGUGGUGAAGAGGCUAAAAAUGUCCUCUCGCAUCUUCCGCUGCAACUUCCCCAAUCUGGAAGUUGUCACCAUCACGGAGGCAGAGUUUUACAAACAGACUUCCCUCAGCCAGUUGUUCUCUUGCGCUACAGACCUCGAAGCUUUUAACCCGGAGAGCAAAGAGCUGUUGGACUUGGUAGAGUUCACGAGCGAACUCAAGACUUUGCUCGGCUCCUCGCUUCACUGGUUGCAUCCGCACGAGGACCCUCCCUUCGACAUCUGGUGAACCAUCAGGCCAUUUAAUGUACAGUGCUCUAUACAGUUACUUCUUUAUGUAUAUGUGUUCAAAUGCAAUUGUUUCUGUAAAGAAAGGACACUAUUAAAUAUGAAAAUAUCUUUCCUUUAUAUAAGAGAUCUGAAUUCCAGUUGGAUGGAUUUUGGAAGAAUUUUUUUUUAACUUCAAUCAGUUUUUACAAAAUUGUUAUAUAAUGUUUCUUUAAAUGCACACAGGCUUUGGGAUAAGUUUGUUAUUACUCGGAACACAUGUUUUUUUUUAAAGAACACACCCACACAUUGACUUUGUUUCGUACAAAGCACUGAUUACACGGAACAUACUUUUUCUAGGUGAUGUGAUCAAAGUCAUGUGGCUUGUUUGGGAGAUAGAAUUCAGUAAGGCACUUGGUGAUAUUAUUUUCGUUUUUUUGUUUACAGAUUUACCUGCUUUGGCCAGGUAAGCACUAUUGAAUAUAAUUCAAUAGUUUGUAAUAUAAAUUAAACCAUAUCCAUACACAUCAACUAAUUGUAAGAACUUUUAUAUCCUAAUUUAAAAGCUGUGAAAUUUAGUUUUCACACAUCAAACCGGAUUGUUUAUAUAUGUUUAAACAUUUUAUGCUCUUUAUUUAAAGAAGACUUUGAACUAUUUUUUCUGUACCUUGUAAAAUAUUGAAAAACUAACAUAUGUUGAAGUUGCUUGAAACUGUACAUAAACUAAAUUUUCUGAAUUGUGUGUUUAUGUUUGAGAUCUGUGUUUUAACUUUGUAAGUAAAUCUCCUGCCUUUGUAUUUAUAUUUUACAAAAAUUUUCUUAAAGGCAAUAAAACUGUUGAGAGAUGAAGA